AAUCCUUAAGAAGCCUCGGAUGAAGCAAAAUAUCUUUGAACCCCUUGAGAUUUCCAUAGACUCCAAGGGCUGCAUAGAAGACAUUUACAAGUAGUUCAACAUGCAUUACAAAGAUGGUUAUUCAUUACAAAGUAAAAGCCUAGUACAUCACACUAAGUACAUCAACAUGGUAGCAUUCAAGUCUUUAGUAAAAUCUAGCUCCUAGAUCUUUCAAACUAUGAUUGUUCAAUGAGUAGUUGCAUUCCUUUCCUUGGAGAAUCCCUUGAUUGCUAAAGCCAUAUAAAGUGCGAUGUGCUUGAGCUUUUGAUCUUCGCGGUUGCUCUUGGUUCUUGUCCUUCUAAGCUUGCCCCUUGGACUUGGCAAUUGCCCACGAUGGAGAAAAAUGCUUGCAGUUAAAGAGCUCCUCAAUCCUCUGUUGGUCAAAGCUUUCUCCAUGGAUGAAUAUUUCAAAAGUGUCUUGACUGAUAAAGACUCGCAUUUGACCAGGUAUGAAUCCAUAUUUCAAUUGUUGAAGGCAGAGAAUCAAACAAGAUUAUGGGAGUGCAAGGAAAGAAGUAAACAUGGAUGCCAAACAAUAGAUAAAGGAUGAAAAAACAUGAAUAUGCUCUAAAGUGAUAAUUUGUGUGGAGUUGUGUCCUAAAGCAUGCAUUUUUGGGAAUGCAUGAAAAGAAAUAAACAUGGAUGGGAAAUGAGUGAUAAAGGAUGCAAGAAUAUAAAUAUGCUGACGAGUGGUAAGGUGUGUGAAAUUGUAUCCUAAAACAUGAAUUUUUCUUCAUUAAGUAUGCCAAGCAAAUUUCAAAGGAAAAGCUGGUGAUUCACUAUUAUAACCCAUUAAAUUGGCAUUCAUAAGAAUAUCAUUCCUUUGAAAAGAAAGCAAGUGUCGUGAAGCUUGAAGAAAAAGUGAAUGGUGUGAUGCUUGGAGAAAAUGGAUGAUGUGAUACUCAAAAAUCAUGUGCUCCAAUUAUUUUGAUGUCUAGAAAGUGGAAUUUUCAUGAAUUUAUCUUUGAAGAACCUCUUCUCUUUCUCUUUUUUUUUUUUUUUCAAAAAUGUGAAAUGCUUUGGAUUUGGUUGAAAAAGGCCCACAAGUUCGAAACAUGCAAGCGUAAAUUUCUUGUAGAAAAGUGCAAGAUGGUAAGAACUUUCAAUGAGAAUUUGGACUUCUUUUUUCCUUCUUUUUUUUUUGAAAUGUGAGAAAGAUGAGAUGAAGAAACAUGAGAGGAAAACUAGCACCAUGGAUAAAAUUUUCAUUUUUUU
Rubroshorea leprosula is the source of this 1254-nucleotide messenger RNA. NCBI's taxonomy places the organism in Eukaryota, Viridiplantae, Streptophyta, Magnoliopsida, Malvales, Dipterocarpaceae. The record is from the annotation of a GenBank genome assembly.